Pseudomassariella vexata is the source of this 1095-nucleotide messenger RNA. Its product is annotated as esterase/lipase/thioesterase. The coding region runs from base 1 to 1095 and encodes 364 amino acids. The record is from RefSeq and is a predicted model, not a curated record. Gene Ontology annotation, molecular function: hydrolase activity. Lineage: Eukaryota; Fungi; Ascomycota; Sordariomycetes; Amphisphaeriales; Pseudomassariaceae. The transcript is spliced from 5 exons.
AUGGUCGUCUUCAAGUCCAAACCAGAAUACACGGUCCUAGACCCCAACUUCCAACCCGGGCCCAAGAACGGCCACCUUUCGGAAAGAGAUCCUGAGUAUGCAGCCGUCGAAAAAGCAGCAGAAGAAGCCCUGAGACCUCUGUGGUACAAUGAUCUCCCCAUCGACCAAUGGAGAAAACUGUGGACCACCGCGCCGCCACCUAUUCCGAAGGGCUGCCCUGAACUAGGCAAAGAGGUCUCGGAGUCAUACGGCAAGGUGCCCGUGCGCGACGGGACGGAGAUCGAGAUCAAGAUUUAUAAGUCCACCACCCCGAGGAACAGGAACGACGCUUUGCUUGUGUUUCGGAUGCAUGGGGGCGGGUGGACGGUGGGUGGACAUGUGACGGAGGAGGCGGAGAGUAGGUAUCUAGCCGCAUUGGAGAAUGUGGUGGUUGUGAGUGUGGAUUAUCGGAUGGCACCUGAGUUCCCUUUCCCUUAUCCAAUUGAAGAUUCGUGGGAUGUCCUGAAAUGGUGCAAGGCCAAUGGCAGUUCCCUCGGUAUCAAUCCCGAAAAAAUUAUCAUCGCUGGCAACAGCAGUGGUGCGAACAUGGCCGCCGUCCUAGCCAUCCGCGCCCGCGACGAGGGACUCACCGGAAUCGUGGCCCAAAUCCUCGCUGUCCCCGUCACAUGCCACCCCAAGCUCUUCUCGCAGGUGCCCAACGCAGAGAAAUACGAGCUGCUAAGCUACGAACAGAACCACAAUGCCGGUGUCAUCGACACCGUCCGGAUGGAGUUCGUCUGGGACUGCUACGUUGGCACUAACCCGGAGUCGGACCCCAGGCACUCGCCUCUGCUGAAUGAGAUACCGGCGUUGAAGCGGUUGCCGCCUGCUUUGGUGCAGGUUGCAGGGUGUGAUCCCAUGCGAGACGAAGGGAUCGCGUAUGCAGAGGUGUUGAAGGAGGCGGGUAAUGAGGUGGAGUUGACGAUUUAUAAGGGGUUGCCCCAUUGCUUCUACGGCUUCACCGAGUUGAAACGGACGGCAGAGUAUUUUGAGAAGGUAGUUGCGUUCGUGAAGAAGUAUGCGGAUGCUGACGCAGGUUUGGGACAGACUAUUUAG